Ogataea angusta is the source of this 1299-nucleotide messenger RNA. RefSeq lists its product as uncharacterized. Gene Ontology annotation, biological process: cytoplasmic translational termination. Bases 1 to 1299 code for a protein of 432 amino acids. The record is from RefSeq and is a predicted model, not a curated record. Lineage: Eukaryota; Fungi; Ascomycota; Pichiomycetes; Pichiales; Pichiaceae. Gene Ontology annotation, molecular function: translation release factor activity, codon specific; sequence-specific mRNA binding. Gene Ontology annotation, cellular component: cytosol; translation release factor complex. The transcript has a single exon.
AUGGCGCCAGCAAUCACGGAAGAUGAAGCCGAGAAGAACGUCCAGAUGUGGAAGGUCAAGAAACUGAUCAAGUCUCUUGAGAAAGCCAGAGGUAACGGUACCUCUAUGAUUUCUUUGAUCAUUCCUCCAAAGGGCCAAAUCCCUAUGAUCCAAAAGAUGUUGACCGAUGAAUACGGUACAGCUUCCAAUAUCAAAUCGCGUGUCAACAGACUGUCUGUGCUUUCUGCCAUCACAUCGACCCAACAAAAACUGAAGCUCUACAGCUCUGUGCCAAAGAACGGACUGGUUAUCUACUGUGGUGAAGUUAUCACUGAACAAGGUAAAGAGAAGAAAUUGACCAUUGGUUUCGAGCCUUUCAAGCCCAUCAAUACAUCUUUGUACCUCUGUGACAACAAGUUCCACACCGAGGCGCUUUCUGAAUUGUUGGAGAGUGACGAUAGAUUCGGGUUCAUUGUCAUGGACGGUAACGGAGCUUUGUUUGGUACGCUCUGCGGUAACACCAGAGAAGUUUUGCACAAAUUCACAGUCGACCUUCCAAAGAAGCACGGAAGAGGUGGUCAAUCUGCAUUGCGUUUCUCGAGACUGAGAGACGAAAAAAGACACAACUAUGUUAGAAAGGUGGCCGAGGUGGCUGUCCAGAACUUCAUUACUGGAGACAAGGUCAACGUUGCCGGAUUGAUUUUGGCAGGAAGUGCCGACUUCAAAACCGAGCUGAGUAGAUCGGACAUGUUCGACCAGAGACUGCAAGCAAAGAUCUUGAAACUGGUCGAUAUCUCCUACGGAGGAGAAAACGGAUUUAACCAGGCAAUCGAGCUUUCUGCUGAAACUCUGUCCAACGUCAAAUUCGUUCAGGAAAAGAAGCUGAUCACACAAUACUUUGACGAAAUCUCACAAGACACUGGUAAAUUCUGUUAUGGAAUUGAGGAUACUCUCAAAGCACUCGAUCUGGGAGCCUGUGAAAUCGUUAUUGUUUAUGAAGGUCUCGACACCGUCAGAUACACACUCAAAGACUCCGAGGGAAAUGAGGUGAUUGCACAUGCCUCUCCGUCGCAGGAAGAUAAAAGCUACAUGUUUGACAAAGCGGGCCAGGAGAUGGAGAUUGUUGAUGAGAUGCCAUUCCUCGAGUGGCUGGCUGAAAAUUACAAGAACUACGGUGCUACGCUUGAAUUUGUGACCGAUAGAUCUUCCGAAGGAGCGCAGUUCGUGAAGGGCUUUGGUGGAAUUGGUGCCUUGCUGAGAUACAAGGUCAAUUUUGAACAACUGGUUUCUGACGACGAGGACGAAUUCUAUAGUGACUAA